Messenger RNA from Dreissena polymorpha, 3090 nucleotides. RefSeq lists its product as uncharacterized. Lineage: Eukaryota; Metazoa; Mollusca; Bivalvia; Myida; Dreissenidae. The record is from RefSeq and is a predicted model, not a curated record. The coding region runs from base 1214 to 2656 and encodes 480 amino acids. The transcript has a single exon.
UUUAAUUGGACAGUGUGGGUGAUUUCUGAACUAUAUCAAUUUUUCACUGUUUGAAAUAAACACCGGGCGAAAAAGUGAUAUUUGAAACAAAUUCUUCCACUUUUUUUGUUUAACCUGUCGAUAGGUCGCAUUUUAAAAUCAGAUAUCCACGUUUCAUAUGUAAUUGUUUCAUUGAUCAGAUAAACUUUUUGAAAGUCUUACUCGCGCGUUACAGCUUUUGUGAAAGGAAUUGUAUUCGAAAGAAGUAAAAGUUAUUUGUUUACUUGCCAACAGUGUACUGUUUGAAAACCAAAUUUACUGUAGAUUUUAGCACGUUUUUGUGAUGUGAUCCUUUGAACGCGGGUAGUAUUUUAAGACAGACAAGGUGCUUAUAAUUUUACAAUUAAAGUGUGUCGUUGCAUACACAUACGAGGAGUCAAUAUUUGAAAAACUGACAAUACAUCCAGAAAGAAAUUUAUUACAUGAGUAAUGUGUUAAAUAAAUAUUGUGUUAGAUUACAAGCGGACAAGAACUAAAUUGUCGUAUAAGUGAAAUACUAACGUGAGACUAUGGAUUGAAAAUCUAAAUACCAAGGAGAAAAUGAUCCAGAGAAUAAGGCGCGGUGUGUUGUGUAGUGUGUUUAAUUAGUAUAAUCACAUGAACCAUAUGGCAUUUCGGAAGUAUAUAAUAGUGUAUCCAGAGUGAAUACUAAAUAGUUCGUAAACUUUACGCGUUUAAGGAAGAGAUAUAAACGCCUGUUUACGGAAAUGCGUGCGGAGUGCAGGAGAAACGAUAGCGUUAUGCAAUUGAUAUGUGUACUUUUGUUUUUGACCAAAAGCUUUGGAAAGGUUGUAAAAUCAUACAGCUUUUCAGUGAGAACAAAAUAAUGAUAACAUAUAGCUAAACCAGGAACAUGUGUGUAAUAGAUAUACAGUGAAGCUGUGUUCGUAAAAUUGUUCACAAACUUAAGCUUAACCUUAAAUAGUUUGCAUUUAUUGGUCACCAACUAAUAUCAACUCAGAAAAAUAAAUACGCUAUAAUAACACGUUACAAGGACGUUGUGCUAAUUUAAACUGCGAUAAACGUUUUAAAACAGUUAUUGCAAUAUUGAACAAUAGAUCUGAAACUACUUUUCUAACGGAGAUUAAAUCUACAUUGCUUUAUACGGGCCGCAUAUGGAAUUAAAAUUAAUAAUUAAGAGAAACGUUCUGAAUUGGACAACAGAACACAAAAAAUGAGCGCAACAAAAGCACAUUUGCUAGAAACUGUCAUUGAAGAUCUGGAUGGGGAGAAAGGACUUGUUUCUCGUAAACUUAAAGAUAAAGCAAAGUCUGGAGUUCGAAAUGAACACGCUGUGCGAUCAGCAAAGUCAAGAAAGAAGAGCAAGAAGUUCGUGAACAUUGUCAUCAAAGUGCCUUCUGCACCAAGGGAGGAAAAUGAGAAUAAGAUAUUUCCCAAGGGGCUUGAAAGUAGGCAAAGAUCGUUUGACGACAUAAAACAGUUAAAAACAAAUGGAGACGAUUUGAACCAACAAACUGUUGGUCAUAGCAAACCGGAAAUGAUAGCGGAUGCCAAUAAUAACAUCGUUACGGAUUCAGACACCGGGCAGGAUGUUCCGAAUCUGAAUGAGACUGAUAAAGAAAAUGCUAAAACAAAAGACUGCAUGUACGAGAUGUUUUCGAGAACUAACACCGAUAACGUUUGGUCUAGUCAAGACACUAUCAAGACAAGUAGUGUAUCAUUUGUUCCUUCAAUAAGAGGGUCCAGCGAACGCAAGAAAAUAGAAAGACCGAAAUCCGUGGGAGGAUGGACAAAGCGAGAAUUGGAUCUUUUCUUGCCACGCAAGACGUUCUUUAGUGUACAUGAUAAGACUCUGGUAGGAGCGGGGAUGGAUACAAAUUCAGAGGAAGAGAGAAACCGACGACCGGAGUGGCGGAAGAUUCUUCGCAUGCAUACAAUGGACGAGCUUUAUCCACCGGAAAAGAAGACAAACGCCAAUUCGUUUCCGACGCCUUUUGCAGCGAAAGUUGAAUCAGAAAGCGAAGAUGAAGGAUUGUCAUUCUCAGAAAACGUUCAAACGUCAAUGUCAGCGGAUGCAUACGCUUUGGACUCGGGUAGCUCGGGUAUCAAGAAAAUGAAGCAAUCAGCGAAGAAAGGAGACAAAUCUGGUGAGAAAGAGGAGUAUAAACCGCUGUUUGAUUAUCUAAAAUACAUCCACGAAAAUCCUGAUGAGUAUAUUAAUCAGUCCAAGUAUUCGCGAAAAAACGUUGACCACAAGCAUCCGGAUACCAUGGUUCGCCUAGGCAGGGCGUACCGCCGUGGACAUCACGGGGCCGUAAGAAACAAUAUAUUCCUUCACGCAAUAUCCGGUCUUAAGGUCAAAAUGACCGACAAUUCAACGACCAAUCAGCGUACUGGUCGAGUAGAGAAAGUUGCAUCGAAGAAAACCUCCGAAGAUAUAGCAGCGGAGAAAGCAGCGGCGCACGACGAAACUGAUUUAGAGAAGCUGAAAUCCAAAACUGAAAGGUGGUUGACAGGCCUAUCAACUUUGCAGUUUAUGAAGGCUAAAGAAUUUGCUCUAAAGGACUUGGGCGAAGAGGACAUCAACUUUUCCAAGUGGUGGGUGGCCUUUCAGUCAUGUCAUUAUCUUCGAAUGCCGAGCUAUUACGGAGAAUAAUGAAUUGUAAAACAUGGCUAUUGACAAAGCUCAGUUAAUGUGGGGAAUUAUGUAACAAUAAUUAUGUAACCGGCGUUGAACAUUUCCAACUAUUUCGGGUAAUGAUGGAAUAACUGUUGACAAUAAACAGGUUUUCGGUGGUGAAGCACCCCGUGUAUCUUUUUACAACGUUAUUUAUGAUAACAUGUGUUGUUGCUCAACCCCCUGCUUCAUACAGAAAUACUUUUAUUGUAUUACUGUUCAUAUAUGUCCUGGUGAACUAUACGUAUACGAUGAUAUUUGUUAUGUAUAUUAUACAGUUGGCAUCUACGAAAUGCACAGCGUAACUAAUCAAAAACGACAUGUAUUUCGUAAUACUAAAUUUUUCAAAAUCGUGUUAAUAAUCAAUAGAUUUCGUAACAGUUUAGAAUAAAAACGCACGAAUAAUUUUAAAA